AUGGUGCCAAAGCAUGCAAGCACACAAGCCAUUGCCAGUGUUGAUAGAAGCUCUCUAAUGAGAAACCCAUCGGUGGCAGGUGCUGCGCCACCCCUCACCGGCAUUGAUGGCACCUCGCCCGUUGCUCCCGGCCACCGGCCGCUUCAUCGCCGGGUUGCUAUCGUCACGGGCGGCUCCGGCGGCAUCGGUGCAGCGGUCAGCGCGCACCUCGUGUCCCUCGGAGCCAACGUCGUGGUCGGCUACAUCGGCGACCCUGCCCCUGGGAACCAGCUCGUCGCGGAACUCAACUCCGGCGCGGGCGGGUCCGGCGGCGGGCCGUGUGCCAUCGCGGUGGCCGCGGACGUCUCGGACCCCGUGCAGGUGUCACGCCUGUUCGACGCGGCGGCGGAGGCGUUCGGGCCCGACCUGCACGUCCUGGUGGCCGCCGCCGGCGUGCAGGACGACGCGUACCCGCGCAUCGCGGACACGACGCCGGAGCAGUGGGACCGCGCCUUCAGCGUGAACGCGCGCGGCACGUUCCUGUGCUGCCGCGAGGCGGCGCGGCGGCUGGUGCGCGGCGGCGCGGGGCGGGUCGUCACCUUCUCGUCGUCCAACGUGGGGUCUCUCCGUCCCGGGUACGGCGCGUACGUGGCGACGAAGGCGGCCGUGGAGGCGAUGACGAAGGUGCUGGCCAAGGAGCUCGCCGGGACGGGGAUCACGGCCAACAGCGUGGCGCCGGGGCCGGUCGCCACGCCGAUGUUCUACGCCGGAAAGUCGGAGGAGCGCGUCGUCGCCGUCGCCGGCGAGUGCCCCAUGGGGCGCAUCGGCGAGCCGAUGGACGUGGCGCCGGUGGUGGGCUUCCUCUGCAGCGACGCUGCCGGGUGGAUCAACGGCCAAGUCAUUCGUGUCAACGGCGGCUACAUCUAAGCAAAUUGUUUUAGUUAACGACUCUUUCUUUUUCCAAUCUCAUUUCCAAACCAUUAUCUUCUCAUCAAUUGCAUUCCCCAUCCUCAUUGAAUAAGCUAAAAGUAAUGAAAAUUAGCAAAGCA
Molecule: messenger RNA, 1028 nt
Organism: Oryza brachyantha (malo sina)
Lineage: Eukaryota; Viridiplantae; Streptophyta; Magnoliopsida; Poales; Poaceae
Product: NADPH-dependent aldehyde reductase-like protein, chloroplastic
Exons: 2
Coding region: 1-906 (301 amino acids)
Molecular function (GO): oxidoreductase activity
Source: RefSeq, a predicted model, not a curated record